AUGAACCUUUCAGACUUGCCCAUUGAAGUCUUUGCUAGAGUUCUCCCUCUUGAAGAUCACCUUUUAGAUCUCCCCGGAAAGACCAUUAUUGCAUGGUUGAAUAUAUUGCCAUCAAUGAAACUGUAUCAACUAUUAGGAGGAAGCGGGUACGGUUUUGCCCUCACCAAAGGAUAUUGGCCACUGCCUUUUACAGCUUCGGACAGAACUUUGGACAAGUAUGGUCAAGAUUUUAGAUCAGCGAACGUGUGCGUUCAAGAAUUGAAUCCCAAAUUUGAAAAUAGAGUUUACAUCAAAGCUGGGCCCUAUGCUGAACCCAAGUACCACAAGAAAUACAUAAUUUUUGAUAUUGAAACAGUUGGAAUUUAA
Messenger RNA from Lodderomyces parapsilosis, 366 nucleotides. RefSeq lists its product as uncharacterized. The transcript has a single exon. The record is from RefSeq and is a predicted model, not a curated record. NCBI's taxonomy places the organism in Eukaryota, Fungi, Ascomycota, Pichiomycetes, Serinales, Debaryomycetaceae. Bases 1 to 366 code for a protein of 121 amino acids.